Molecule: messenger RNA, 192 nt
Organism: Colletotrichum spaethianum
Lineage: Eukaryota; Fungi; Ascomycota; Sordariomycetes; Glomerellales; Glomerellaceae
Exons: 1
Coding region: 1-192 (63 amino acids)
Source: RefSeq, a predicted model, not a curated record
AUGGACGGCGGCCCAAUCAUCCACUUCAAGGACGCGGUCCCCUACAACCUGCCAAACUCGAGCGAAAUCAUCGGGCGCUGCGAAAAUGACAAACCCAUUGUCAUCUGCCGCCGCGAUGGCUUCCAGCUGAUUUACAAUGGCCAGGAUGAGCGGACGCCGUCUCCCAACCCAGCAACCAAGAACGCCGGUUGA